GGAACCAAGAACACGUUAACGUUUUCUACGGAUUACAAAACUGGUGCACGGGCGGGUUGCUUCAAAGCACUAUGGCGUCCAGAAGAGCAACAAUAGCACCAAGUAGUUUCAAAAAUGCCUCAAACGACUCUAAAGGCUCUAAAACUGGGAACCCUUCUUCCAAAGCCAACAACAGUGGAACCGGGAAGAAGAGUGUUAAAUCAAGUGGCACUAUUGUCAAGUCCAGAUACAUGCAGGCUGCUGAGAAGUCUUCUCUAUCAAAGAGUAACUCCCUGACAAAUGAGUCUGUUGUUGUACCGCCGAGGCCUAUUUCACCUAAACCCAGUGGUGUCAAACCAAGGGUGGGCACUCCACCGAGACGCUCAAUGGCCCCACAGGCUCUAGCAACAACAAUCGUGUCACGUGAAUCUGAACCAUCACUGCUGGGGAAAAGUAUUUUGCAGUCCACUUUUAUGGACACUGCAGAUGGACACUGCUUUCGACCAGAGUUUGAUAUGUCAGUCAUUAAAGAGAAAACGAUUAUUGAAGGAGCUGUCGAAGCCGAGAGAAAUCCAGAGAAUGAGAAGAGGCUCGUUGAGAUGCAGACAUUCUUACUGGCCUACCUCACUGCUAAGAUGGAAAGCAAUACGGCAAAGCUCAAGGCGGAGGCAGAGGCACAGAUUUUCCAGGAGAUGGAAGAAGUAGAGGCGUUACAAAAGGAAGUCCAGGAGAAGAAGCGGCAGUAUCUCUUGAUGGAGAAGGAGAGGCAUGUGAAUGAGCUGCUGGAUUUGCAGAUUGCUGCACUGACCCCUGUGGCAGAAGCUGCAAAGCAGUUCUCAAAGGACUACAACACAUUUGCCCGAGCUGUCGACACCACCAGACACGAGCUGCCUGUCAAGAAUUUCUACAUUGAAGGCGACAGAAAGGACUUUUUAGGGAAAGCUGAAGCUUGCCUAAAGGAGAGUGAGAAGUUGCUGUUGGAGUGCACAGAUGGAGAUCAUACGGACAACAGCACUUCUCUCGAGUGCCUUAGGGACAUGAAAAUGACCUCAAAGGACAUCAGUCAACAGCUUUCUGGGGCGUGUUCAGGGUUGAUGGAGCUGUCGUCAUUAGUCUGCCGCCACACAAUCCAGGUGCAGCAGGCCACAGAAGAACAACAGCUGGGUACUCUAAGAACUCAGGAACUCUAUUGCCUAAAACAGUGAAAAAUACCACAAAGCAUGACAUUCUUAGUACAUGCACUUUGGAAACACCCUUUUUUUCCUGUUAUGUUUAAUUGUUAUAUGUGUGUCUUGAUUUAAUGUAUAGUGUACUGUCUAAUUUCUUUAUUAAAAAAACAAUAAAGUAUAAGUGAAAAGUC
Notolabrus celidotus (New Zealand spotty) is the source of this 1339-nucleotide messenger RNA. RefSeq names its product HAUS augmin like complex subunit 8 (gene haus8). The coding region runs from base 72 to 1184 and encodes 370 amino acids. The record is from RefSeq and is a predicted model, not a curated record. NCBI's taxonomy places the organism in Eukaryota, Metazoa, Chordata, Actinopteri, Labriformes, Labridae. The transcript is spliced from 10 exons. Gene Ontology annotation, molecular function: microtubule binding. Gene Ontology annotation, cellular component: cytoplasm; centrosome; nuclear microtubule. Gene Ontology annotation, biological process: spindle assembly; centrosome cycle.